Camelina sativa (false flax) is the source of this 1526-nucleotide messenger RNA. Lineage: Eukaryota; Viridiplantae; Streptophyta; Magnoliopsida; Brassicales; Brassicaceae. The record is from RefSeq and is a predicted model, not a curated record.
UUUCUUAAAACAGUUUUUUUUUUCCCUUUUGUUUAGAAGGUUAGUGGGUACGUAUACGUUGGAUUAAUUACGCUAAACUUACACUUCUACGUCAAAAACACUAUAAUUUCUUCAUUUCGUUUCAACGGGAAUUAAGAGGAUAUAUAUAAUAGACAAAUAAUUGAUGGUUAUGCUAUGAAUUAUACUUCAGAAAAGAUUAUGUCAUUAUGUGUCACGCUAAGUUACUCCAAAGGGGUUUUCUGGUUUAUCAUAAUCUUUUAACUAAUCCAGUGUUGAAACCACGUCUCGGAGAUGACCUACAAUUAAACACAACUGGAAAGAUUAUUUGGCCGGAGAAAAAAUCAGCGACAUUUGCAUCACUAAUCGGAAUCCUAGACCGGAGACUAGAGUUAGACCAGAAGGUAGAGAGAGGAAGUAAAAGAUACAAAGCAAUGUUGUCAAUUAUGGCUUCUAAGCUGUCUUACGAGAAUAGAAACUUCGUCAGCUCCGUUCUUCACAACCAUUGGAAGAUGGACUUAUUAGGUUUCUACAGCUGUUGGAAUGGUUACCAGAAACAAAGAUCAACAGAGGUGAUUGUUAUAAAAGACACAAGCACAGAUCCAAACCUCAUCAUCGUUAGUUUCAGAGGCACUGAUCCUUUCGAUGCAGAUGAUUGGUGCACAGACUUGGAUCUCUCUUGGUACGAAGUUAAAAAUGUGGGAAAGAUCCACGGCGGAUUCAUGAAAGCUUUAGGUCUUCAAAAAGAAGGAUGGCCUAAAGAAGUAAAUCUUGAUCAAACCCAAAAAGAAACAAGUUUAUAUGCGUACUACACUGUUAGGCGUCACUUAAAAGAAAUUCUCGACCAAAACCCGACAUCUAAAUUUAUAUUGACUGGACAUAGUCUAGGUGGAGCCCUAGCAAUCCUAUUCACGGCCGUGUUGGUGAUGCAUGAUGAGGAGAAAAUGCUAGAAAGGCUUGAAGGAGUUUACACAUUUGGGCAGCCACGUGUAGGUGAUGAGAAGUUUGGAACGUUCAUGAAAAAUUCGUUGAAGAAGUUUGACGUCAAGUAUGAAAGAUAUGUAUAUUGCAACGACAUGGUUCCUAGGUUGCCGUUCGAUGACAAGACACUCAUGUUCAAGCACUUUGGGCCAUGCCUUUACUAUGACAGUUUCUAUAAAGGAAAGGUAGAGGAAGAGGAGCCAAACAAAAACUACUUUAAUAUUUUAUGGGCUAUACCAAAGAUAAUGAAUGCAAUGUGGGAGUUGAUACGAAGUCUCAUCAUACCUUACUGGAAAGGUGGAGAGUUCAGAGAAGGAUGGUUCUUGAGGUGUUUCAGGGUUGUUGCAUUGUUGAUUCCAGGAUUACCUGCUCACUUCCCUAAUGAAUACAUCAAUGUCACUCUUUUGGGGGACUUGCCUCUUCUUCACUUACCUGACUCGCAUCUUGACUAAAUUUUGACAAAGUCAAUUCCAAUUUCUUUUAUGUUAUAUAUUGUUGUGUUCAACUUUUCCUAAAUGAAAAUAAUAUAUAUCAUGAGAACUUUUGUA